AUGCCAGGUCAAAUCUCGGAUGGCUUGCAACAUGGCAAGCAGUGGCUCACCUCGACUGCAGGCGCACCUGUUCGAGCAACGUACGAUUUUCUUUUCCCGCCGCUUGAUGAGCUCUUUCAGGAUGAUACAGCCAAGACAAGAGCAGCAGCUCGAAGCACCAGCUCGUCUGCCUCCCCAACCGACGAAUCAUUCGAACAACACGAGGUAUGGGAUACGUUCUCCGAGAGUCCCUGGAGCUUUGUCACCAGUCGCUACGCGGUUGCGCUAGCGAUUGUAGCGAUCGUCAACAAUCGGGUUCAGCAUAUCUGUCGGCCACGCGGUGGUGCAACAGCACGACUUUCGCAAGUACAACGAAUUGCACUUCGCUUGCCGAGUCUGGUGCUGCUAGCUCGUUCGGUUCUCAUUUUGACCACCGUCGUGGCGGACGCAUUUCUGGCGGAAUCGAAUCCAGUCAACACGGUACUGCGGAGCUGCACAACAUCGACAUGGAGAGAUGCAUGGCUUGGAAACAUGCGCAUAUCAGGCUGGGCUUCCGACUGGUUCGGCUCGACUAGCAGAGACGACAUACUUCGAGCAAGAGACGCAUCAGCGCUGUGGGCAGCGUUCACUUCCACCUGUGUCGCCGUGAUUAGCGAUACGAUGGUGCGCAACCUCGAUGCGGAGCGUGAAGAGCCGCCCGCAUUCAACUUGGUCGGCUUUGCUUUCCUGCUCCACUUUCAUUCCUUCUCGCCAGAAACACGCGCGAACGAACACGUUUACCUCUGCAUCUUGCUGCAGAUGCUCCAAAUCUUGACAAUAGCAUUGUCGCGGUGUGGGCGACCGGUGUACGCGCGACGCCUCGUGAUUUCGAGCGUGUUUGGCAUCGCUUCGCUCCUCCAUUAUGCACUGGCUGCAAAGUCGGGUCGAUAUCCUUUCCUGGAAGCACUCAGUCGCACGCCAGAGAUAGCGCUCGUACUGGUGAUCUUGCUGACCGUGACGCUUCAUGCGCUUACAAUGCUGUUGUUGGAAGGCGAGAUUCAGACACAUCGUCUUUUGUUCUCGCGCUCAAACCUGCCUUCACUCGAUGAAGAUUGGUCAUUGGCCUUGUUCAAGCUGGGGACCGCAUGUAUGGAGUCGACACGCCUGACCGGGUUGGAGCGCCAAGUGGAGCCACUGGUUGCCUGGGAUUCACCGUACAUCGAGCUGGGACGCAAUGGACGUAUCGAGCUGGUUGAUCCGCUCGCAUCUCGUACCUCUGCUGCGCUUUUCGACCGAUCCAGCUCUUGGUCUGCUUCCGGCAGCGCCGGCAGUGCGGUUGGCGGCGGCCUCUCGCGCGAAGUCAAACAAGUGCGCAUCGAGCCAAGCGUGCACGGCGGCUCUUCUGCAUUGGAACAUGCCGGACUGGCACGCAUUCGAGCGCUGCUUCACUUGGCCACGGUGACACUGCUCGUAGCUCGUAGUAUCGCAGUGAUCGGGCUGCGCAAGGUGUUGCGUGCAGUGGGUCUGCCGGACCCCAGCGUGCCAAGCUGGGUGUACCGAGCAUUGCGCUUGGUGAGACUCGUCUGGCAUGGACAGAAUGGAGAGGCACGCAGGAGGCAAAGACAAGCUGCAGAGCGACAGCGAAUCCAACAAGAGCAGCAACAUCGGUCUCGUGCUCAGCAGCAGCGAGACGAGCAAAUGCAGCAAUGCACAGCAUCAUGGUCGCAGGCUGCGACGACAGGCGCGACUAGUUCAGCGAGGUCUAUGGCGGCGAUGUCACCGAGGUGUGUGGCGCAAGAGACCGAUGCUGGACAUGCACAUGCGCAGAAUAGCGCAUUGGAUUGGCAGCGAUUUGGAGCGGGAUGUGGAGUGCACGAUGAGAGGUGGCAGAGUGAGAGUGACGAAUCGGACAAUGACUAUGACGAUACGAUCAGGUACGAGGAUGAUGAUUCGGAAGCUGACCAAGUGGAGUCGGAUGUAGAAGUACCGGUGUCAGCGCACUCGGUGGAGCGCGAUGAGGUAUCUGGACUAUUGGCAGAGCUCGAGUCGUUUGCGGCGUCCGGCGACGGUAUCGACCGCAACGGUGGCGAGCUUACGCGCGCUCGGAAUGAGGCGUUUAACCAGUUGCUGCUUGCACACCUUACACGUGCGCAGUGGCAACCGCCUUUGACGCGAUCACGCUACUCGCACCUGCUCUCGUCGCAUCCCAUCUCACAAGCGGACAUCCACCUCGCACAUUCACUCCACCACCGUCGAUCGCGCACCCCGACAACCACCGACAUCACGCCCCGUCUCUGCGUCGUCUGCUGCGCCCAAGAACGCUCCGUGAUCUGCUGGCCCUGUCGCUGCCUCUCCCUCUGCAUGGACUGCAGAGAACAUCUCGCUUCCUUCCCCCCCACCCAUCCCUCCCCAAACCCAUCCCACCUCUGCCCCACCUGCAGAACCCCCGUCCAGGCUUUCAGCAGACUCUACAUUCCCUAG
This is a messenger RNA of Mycosarcoma maydis (corn smut), 2439 nucleotides long. RefSeq lists its product as uncharacterized. Bases 1 to 2439 code for a protein of 812 amino acids. The record is from RefSeq and is a predicted model, not a curated record. The transcript has a single exon. Gene Ontology annotation, biological process: ubiquitin-dependent protein catabolic process; protein ubiquitination. Lineage: Eukaryota; Fungi; Basidiomycota; Ustilaginomycetes; Ustilaginales. Gene Ontology annotation, molecular function: ubiquitin protein ligase activity.